CAAAUGUGACAUUUCUGUCUUGACAUAAACAAAUACAAUACAUAAUUUUUAAGUUAAAAAUUAUAGAAAUUUGUACAUAAUAUAAGCUAAUAAGUAGUAAUAAGAUGUUUAAAAUACAGUUGAUUUGCCUUUUAAUGAUAAUUUGCUGUUCUGCUGCUUACGAAAUUAAACUGGAAAACAAUGGACCUAUUGUGAGGGGGGCUACUAUACAUUUUAAAGUGACUGUUUUUGAUGAUGGUGGGUAUCAACCGACUACGAAUAAAAUAAAAUUUCGUUGGAGCGAUGGUGCAAUACCUAGGCAUACAAAAGAGUCCAAUCUUGUUCAAAAUGGAACAGAUUCUUGGAAUAUUACUUAUAAUGCGUCUGUUUAUCCAACUGGUGCAUAUGUAGUUCAAGUUAUAAUAAGGGAAUGCAAUUGGAUAGGUUUCUGUUAUGAUGCUGGAUCGGCCAGAACGGAAUUUUACAUAACAUCUAACUUCAAUGGUAAACUUAUAACAGACCAAACGAAUAAAACUUUGCCCAACAAUUAUGUAUCCACAAAGGAUGAGACCGAUUUUCUUGUUGAGUUAAAGGCCACUGAUAGGGAUUUUAUUCAUACGGCUCCAUCAAUAAGAACAUAUUGGUUCGUCGAUUGUAUUUACUACGGAAUAACAACCGAUAUAAAAUUUGGUAUUAAUUUUACAUUAGCUGAUCAGGUUCAUUUAGUAGAGGCAUUGGUAAUGGCUGAUUUUUCACCCCCAGUGCCUACGACUACCACCACAACUACUACUACUACCACGACUACCACUACAACGCCUAAACCAACCACUACAACCGUAACUACUACGACUCCCAAAACCACAGUUACUACAAAACAAACAACCACACCACCAAAGACUUCUAAGAUCGUCAAAAGGAGUAGUAACGAUGAAUAUACACCUCAAGAGUCUAAUCUGAAAAUAUGGAACAAUGGAAUACUGAAGCCCUACAAUAAAAGUCUUCCCUUCAUCUGUAACAGUUCUUAUAUUUCGACAGACCCGAACAAAAUUUAUGGAUAUUUCUCUAAGGCUGUUCAGACAAAAGAUCCAUUGUUCAAUACCACUGUAACGGGCAACAACUGGCUGCAACCGGGUGAUCUGCUUUCUCUAAGAGUUCAGUGCAAUGGUUCCAAAAACUUUAAAUACUGCGUGGAAUUCAAAAGGGGAGAGUACAACAUCACCGGAAACGAAACCUGCGAAGUUCAGCAGCAAACGGAUAUGUGCGAUUUCAGCAUAAAAAGAUACUUGUCUUAUCCCAAAAACACGAUAAUUAUAAUAAUCGAAAACGAUGUCAGCAAGGAAGUUAAACUUGUAACUGUCAAUAUUUAUAAAGUGAAAAAAGAGGGCCAGUUAUCUGUGAUAGUGGUUCCAGUAGCUUUCAGUUUGGCUGCUGUGGUAUUGAUUGUUUUUGGAAUUGCCUACUAUUUCCAAAAUAGAAACAGGUUUAUAAUAGAAGUGGCAGAUUUUAAUUUUGGACAUCAGUACGCAGAUUUAGAAUAUAAAACGUUUCGUGAACGUCUGAGAGAUUCAAUAACGAACGCAUUUACUCGAACACCGGCCUCGAAUUCCGGUUCGGAAGUUCCUGUUUGGCCACCUGGUAGGAAAUAUGGUAGCAUGACAUGAUAUCUGACUGAAGCACAUCUAACCAUAUCGGAGGACGUCAAUAGUGAACCAUAUAAUAUUGCAAGGCUUCAUUAUUAAAGGUUCGUCUUUAUGUCGUUUAAUAAGCUCCAGUUAAUUUUUAUUUAUUAAUCAAAACAAUAGUAAGUAUAGAAGUAAAUUAGUUAUUGGAAUAUAAACUAGUUCCCAUCAUGUAAAAUAUCAGUUAAUUAUUUAGUAAGAAUAUAUAAGUUGUUUAAUUUGAAAAAAGUAUCACCGAAAAAGAUUUGUCGAUAUUAUUUUAUAUGCAAAAAAUGAAUAUUUUCAGCCUAAGAGAUUGUAUAAUUAUUUUAUAACGUAAAUUGUGAUAGUAGUUAUGUACAACCAGAUUCAUUUAUUAUUUUAAUGUAUUUUCUUAAAUAUACUUUUUGUUUGA
Messenger RNA from Phyllotreta striolata, 2052 nucleotides. The record is from the annotation of a GenBank genome assembly. Lineage: Eukaryota; Metazoa; Arthropoda; Insecta; Coleoptera; Chrysomelidae.